UCUCUGUGUAGGGGAGAAAGGAAAAACCCUUCAUGAAAAACAAUGAUGUCAAUCAACAAAGGGAAAGACAUAGCUCAAGGGUCUUCGAGAUCAGCUGCUGUUGUUGUCACUGCAGCCUCUGAUCAGCAAAAUCCGCCUCCGUUGAGCCGAUACGAGUCGCAGAAGAGGAGGGACUGGAUCACUUUCGGUCAGUACUUAAGGAACCGAAGGCCACCGGUGGCGCUUUCUCAGUGUAACUCUAAUCAUGUGCUCGAUUUCCUUCGUUAUCUCGAUCAGUUCGGAAAGACUAAGGUGCACUUACAAGGUUGCAUGUUCUUCGGUCAACCUGAGCCACCAGCCCCUUGUACCUGCUCUCUUAGACAAGCUUGGGGUAGCCUCGAUGCUCUUAUCGGCCGACUCCGUGCCGCUUACGAAGAGAACGGCGGAUCUCCGGAGACCAAUCCUUUCGCGAAUGCUGCCAUACGUAUUUAUCUUCGUGAAGUGAGGGAUUCUCAAGCUAAAGCUAGGGGAAUUCCUUAUAAGAAGAAAAAGAAGAAGAGGAAUCCAUUGAAGUCUAAUGCAGAUAGCUCAAGCUUCCCUACUCAGCAACCUUGAUAUGGAUUUCCCUUAUAAAACUGGCCCUGAAUCAAAUUUCAAGAGUUUGAUCAGUUGGCAACUCUCAGAAAUCACAAUCAGUUCGUCCUUGGAUCAAGAUGAUGAUGUUUAUCUUCUUUUAAAUGAGAAAUCAAAGCUGGAAAUGGAUAUAUAUAUAUAUAUAUAUAUAUAACU
Hibiscus syriacus is the source of this 768-nucleotide messenger RNA. Its product is annotated as protein LIGHT-DEPENDENT SHORT HYPOCOTYLS 10-like. The record is from RefSeq and is a predicted model, not a curated record. The transcript has 2 exons. Gene Ontology annotation, biological process: response to light stimulus; mRNA transcription. Lineage: Eukaryota; Viridiplantae; Streptophyta; Magnoliopsida; Malvales; Malvaceae. Bases 43 to 594 code for a protein of 183 amino acids. Gene Ontology annotation, cellular component: nucleus.